This is a messenger RNA of Engraulis encrasicolus (European anchovy), 1539 nucleotides long. RefSeq names its product 26S proteasome regulatory subunit 4-like. The record is from RefSeq and is a predicted model, not a curated record. Gene Ontology annotation, cellular component: proteasome regulatory particle, base subcomplex. The transcript has 11 exons. Bases 96 to 1418 code for a protein of 440 amino acids. Gene Ontology annotation, molecular function: proteasome-activating activity; ATP binding; ATP hydrolysis activity. Gene Ontology annotation, biological process: proteasome-mediated ubiquitin-dependent protein catabolic process. Lineage: Eukaryota; Metazoa; Chordata; Actinopteri; Clupeiformes; Engraulidae.
AGACGGAGUCUUUCCUGUUUACCUAGCAUGGUCUCACAAAUGAUGACGUUUCGCCUACCAGCGUGACGUAAUUUGUAAGGGACAAACAAGCGACAAUGGGUCAAAACCAAAGUGGCGGACAUGGUCCCGGCGGGGGAAAGAAAGAUGACAAGGAAAAAAAGAAGAAAUAUGAGCCCCCAAUUCCCACAAGAGUCGGGAAAAAGAAGAAGAAGACAAAGGGACCAGAUGCCGCCAGCAAACUGCCUUUAGUGACCCCUCACACCCAGUGCCGACUCAAGCUGCUGAAGCAGGAGCGGAUAAAGGACUACCUGCUGAUGGAGGAAGAGUUCAUCAGGAACCAGGAGCAGAUGAAGCCACUGGAGGAGAAACAGGAGGAGGAGAGGUCGAAGGUGGAUGACCUGAGGGGGACCCCCAUGUCUGUCGGCAACCUUGAGGAGAUCAUUGAUGACAACCAUGCCAUCGUGUCCACGUCUGUGGGCUCGGAACAUUACGUCAGCAUUCUGUCAUUCGUGGAUAAGGACCUGUUGGAGCCUGGCUGCUCCGUGCUUCUCAAUCACAAGGUGCAUGCAGUAAUUGGUGUCCUGAUGGACGACACAGACCCCCUGGUGACAGUGAUGAAGGUGGAGAAGGCUCCACAGGAGACAUACGCUGACAUCGGUGGACUGGACAGCCAGAUUCAGGAGAUCAAGGAAUCCGUAGAGCUACCUCUCACACACCCAGAGUAUUAUGAGGAGAUGGGCAUCAAGCCACCCAAAGGAGUCAUCCUGUAUGGGCCACCAGGCACAGGCAAGACGCUGCUGGCUAAAGCCGUGGCCAACCAGACCUCUGCCACAUUCCUGCGUGUCGUCGGGUCAGAGCUCAUCCAGAAGUACCUGGGCGACGGGCCUAAGCUGGUCCGAGAGCUCUUCAGAGUGGCAGAAGAGCACGCGCCCUCCAUCGUCUUCAUUGAUGAGAUCGACGCCAUCGGAACAAAGAGGUAUGACUCUAACUCGGGUGGUGAGCGGGAGAUCCAGAGGACUAUGUUAGAGCUUUUGAACCAGUUGGAUGGAUUUGACUCUAGAGGUGACGUGAAGGUCAUUAUGGCCACCAACAGAAUCGAGACUCUGGACCCAGCCCUGAUCCGACCAGGUCGAAUUGAUCGUAAAAUCGAGUUUCCUCUUCCGGAUGAGAAAACUAAGCGCCGCAUCUUCCAGAUCCACACCAGCCGCAUGACAGUUGCGGAUGACGUGACCUUAGAUGACCUCAUCCUGGCCAAGGAUGACCUUUCGGGAGCAGACAUAAAGGCCAUUUGUACGGAAGCAGGGCUGAUGGCAUUGAGGGAAAGGAGGAUGAAGGUGACGAACGAGGACUUCAAGAAGUCCAAAGAGAAUGUGCUGUACAAGAAGCAGGAGGGCACACCAGAGGGACUUUACCUAUGAGUCCUCCUUCAACAGUCUAUUUUUUUUUUUGUACGUGUUACUUUGAGUAUUAGCCAUGAAAUCUUUACAGCUGUUUGCCAGUCAUUUCUCCAAACUAUAAAUAAAAACUUGAACUCUGAAA